This is a messenger RNA of Aspergillus nidulans FGSC A4, 837 nucleotides long. RefSeq names its product SDR family oxidoreductase. The record is from RefSeq and is a predicted model, not a curated record. Bases 1 to 837 code for a protein of 278 amino acids. The transcript is spliced from 2 exons. Lineage: Eukaryota; Fungi; Ascomycota; Eurotiomycetes; Eurotiales; Aspergillaceae. Gene Ontology annotation, molecular function: oxidoreductase activity, acting on the CH-OH group of donors, NAD or NADP as acceptor.
AUGGCCACCAACGGGUCCUCAUCGUCAGAAGCGACGCCCGUCGUCAGCACGCUUCCCGGUCCUGACCAUAACUGGCAGGUUACGCUUGCUGGAAAGGUCAUUGCCAUCACCGGUGCAAACCAAGGCAUUGGGCUCGGGAUCGCAGAAGUCAUUCUGGCCAACUCUGCAGCGCACGUCUACUCUCUCGACAUCUCCACGCCCGGCGACCCCUUUAACGAGCUCGCGCAGAAGAACCCGAAGCGCUUCUCCUUCAUCCAGACAGACGUGACCUCUGAAGAAUCCGUCCAGGCUGCUCUCGACCAGAUCGUCUCUGAACAAGGCCGGUUGGACGGGAUGAUUGCCAAUGCCGGCGCAACAAAGCACCAGCCCGCGUUGGACUUCACCAUGGAUCAGGUCAAGCGCCUCUUCGAGCUCAACGUCUUCGGUGCCUGGAACUGCGCAACUGCGGCGGCGAAGACAUUCAUCAAACUCGGCAUCAAGGGCUCAAUUGUCUUUACUGCUAGCAUGACAUCUUACAGACCGAACCGCGCGGCGCCGAGCGCGCCAUAUGGAGGCACGAAAGCGGCGGUACGGAACAUGACGCAUACCUUGGCGAUGGAGUGGGCGAAGCAUGGAAUCCGGGUGAACAGUAUCUCGCCCGGGUUUGUGAAGACUGCAUUGACGUAUUAUGUUGAGACAAGUCCCGACUGGGAUACCAAGAUGAAGUACUAUGGGGGGAUGCCGAGACUGGCGAUUCCGCAGGAGUUGGGUGGCGCGUAUGUUUACCUGCUUAGUGACACUGCGACGUAUACGACGGGAAUCGAUAUUCCAAUUGCGGGGAUCGUGGGGGCUUGGUAG